UGCGUUGGUUAGAUUAGCGGUCCGAUGCGAGCGGUGUGGGAGUGAGAGCUACGCAGCUUCGGUUGGGGAUUUUUUUUUUUUUGUUCCCUCUUGGUCUUUUUUUUUUCCAGGUUUUAUUUGCGGUAGCGAUGGAAAAAUAAGCGAAAGACUCCUUUUCUUGCUGAGGUUUACAUCGAUUUCAUAUAAGCCUGGGCAGUUGCAGCUUGUGUGGAAACCAGGCUAUGCAGUGAAACCAUCUGCUGGGCAGCCCAACUCUGUCAGGAGACUUGUUUGGUGUUUCUCAGCUUGAAGAAGAUCUACGAUCAUUAUUGAUCCCUUUCUUGGCGUUAACAUUAUUGAAGUGACGUUUACCUAGCUUUCUAGAGUGAGCUUUCUUUUCAGACAUCUCUAAAGUUUGAUUCAUAGUAAACAAGCUAUAGAUCAGCAAUGUCCAAGUCAUUCCACCAGGCAUCUCUAAAUAGGGAUUCCCAAGGUCAUGGACGUGACCUCUCUGCAGGAAUAGGCCUUCUUGCUGCUGCUACCCAAUCUUUAAAUGUGCCAGCAUCUCUUGGAAGGAUGAACCAGGGUACUGCCCGCCUUGCUAGCUUAAUGAAUCUUGGAAUGAGUUCUUCAUUGAAUCAACAAGGAUCUCAUAGUGCACUGUCUUCUGCUGGUGCAUCUUCCCAUGCCUUACAGUCUAUAUUUAACAUUGGAAAUAGAGGCCCACUCUCUCUGUCUUCUCAGCACCGUGGAGAUGCAGAGCAGGCCACUAAUAUUCUGGCCAGCCUUGGUCUGUCUGCUAGAGACUUAGAUGAACUGAGUCGUUAUCCUGAGGACAAGAUCACUCCUGAAAACUUGCCUCAAAUACUUCUGCAACUUAAAAGAAGGAGAGCUGAAGAAGGUCCUUCACUGAGUUAUGGUAGAGAUGGCAGAUCAGCUGCACGGGAGCCGCCAUACAGAGUUCCUAGGGAUGAUUGGGAAGAGAAAAGGCAUUUUAGAAGAGAUAGCUUUGACGAUGGUGGUUCUAGUCUCAACCGUGUGGUUGAUUAUGAUCAUGGAAGUCGUUCUCAAGAAUCUGUUUAUUAUGACAGAAUGGAUUAUGAAGAUGACAGAUUAAGAGAUGGAGAAAGGUGUAGGGAGGACUCUUAUUAUGGCGAAACUUCGCAUAAAUAUCGUAAAUUUGACAGUGAGUAUGACAGACUGAGUCGUGUCCCUGAGAGAUCUCUCUUUGAGAAAAAAAGAGGUGCUCCACCAGAUAGCAAUAUUGAAGACUUCCAUGGACUCUUACCGAAGGGCUAUCCCCAUCUGUGCUCUAUCUGUGAUAUGCCUGUUCAUUCUAAUAAGGAGUGGAAUCAACAUAUCAAUGGAGCAAGUCACAGUCGACGUUGUCAACUUCUCCUUGAAAUAUACCCUGAAUGGAACCCUGAUAACGACACUGCACAUGGAUUGGGUGAUCCAUUUAUGUUGCAAUCAACAAAUCCAGCCCCAGGAAUUUUGGGGCCACCUCCACCCCCAUUUCAUCUGGGAGGACCACCUGUUGGGUCAAGAGCUGGGAAUGGAAACAUGCAAGGACCUAGACAUAUGCAGAAAGGCAGAGUGGAGACAAGUAGAGUCGUGCAUAUCAUGGACUUUCAGAGAGGGAAAAACCUGAGAUAUCAGCUACUACAGCUUGUUAAACCUUUUGGAAUCAUCACAAAUCAUCUCAUACUGAACAAAAUUAAUGAGGCAUUUAUUGAAAUGGCUACCACUGAAGAUGCACAAGCUGCAGUGGAAUAUUAUUCAACAGCACCAGCCCUGGUUUUUGGCAAACCUGUAAGAGUCCACUUAUCACAAAAAUAUAAAAGAAUAAAGGAACCAGAAGCAAAACCUGAUCAGAAAUUUGAGCCUGCAAAGCAACAGCUUGGUCGUGUGAUCCAUCUUAGUAAUUUGCCACAUUCGGGCUAUUCUGACAAUGCUGUACUUAAAUUAGCCGAGCCCUAUGGAAAAAUAAAGAAUUAUAUAUUGAUGAGAAUGAAGAGUCAGGCUUUUAUAGAAAUGGAGACCAGAGAAGAUGCUGUGGCUAUGAUGGAACACUGCUCCAACAAAGCCCUUUGGUUCCAGGGCAGAUGUGUGAAAGUCGAUUUAUCUGAAAAAUACAAGAGAUUAAUAUUACGAAUUCCUAACAAAGGAAUGGAUUUGUUGAAGAAAGAUAAACCAAGAAAAAGAGGAAUCUCUCCAGAUAGCAAAGACUCUGGAAGUGAAAAGAAAUGUAAGACUGAUGAUAGCGAGAAAGGUGAAAGCAACAGUACUGAAGGCAAAGACGAGGAGAGAGACGAAUCAGAGAGGUUAGAUGCAAAAGAAGGUGGACAAGGAGAUCAAGAAGAAUCCAAUUUACUCCUUGAAUCGGAAGAUGAAUUGCUGGUGGAUGAUGAGGAAGCAACAGCAUUACUGGAGAGUGGCAGCUCAGCAGCAGAUGAGACCGAUGUUGCUAACUUGGCUGAUACAACUGCUGAAGAAAAGGAGGCAGCCGAAGAUGCUGAUGCUGCCGCCAAACCUGAAGAGAAUACCGCGGCUACUUCAACUGCGAAAAAACUCAAAAAGCGACAUGUAGGUAAUUUUCCAAGAAGUAUGAAAGGCUUUGUCACUCUUGAUGAAGUCGGUGAUGAGGAAGAUGCAGAACACCAGAAACAGUACAAAGCCGGCCUAAUGAAAGUGGUUGUAAAAACUGAGGACGAUUCAGCUGAAACAAAAACAGAAGAAAUGGAACAGGAAGAUGAGACAUUUGAAAAUGGCACUAAAACAGAGAACUUAAAGUUGGAAUCAUCUGAGGGGGCAUCCAGCACAAUGACAGAUGAAAAAGAUAACACUACCAUGCAAGAAAGUAAAACUAUUCAUGAUGAAUAUAGAAUUGGGCCAUAUCAGCCAAAUAUUCCAGUUGGUGUGAACUAUGUUGUCCCCAGAACUGGAUUUUACUGCAAAUUGUGUUCCUUGUUCUAUACUAACGAAGAUUCUGCGAAAAAAGUUCACUGCAGCAGCCUUGCACAUUAUCAGAAAUUGAAGAAACAUAUGGAGAAAAUGGCUGAAGAUCUGAAACCAAAAAAAGAGGCUUAAAUGAAAGGGGAAAGGCAUGCCAAUUUAAGGAAAAAUGUUUUAUUUUUGUUGCUAAUCUCAAUACAGUAAAAUUGGGAAUGCUAUACUGCAUAGAUCUUAGUGAAAUAGAAGUUUAAUUCUGUAAUGUGUUUAAUGUUAUGGCAAAAUAUACACUGUCAGAUCUUUGUUCAAAAAUGGGAUGACAUUCGGCAUUUCUGUGCAGAUUUAAUCUUGAGGUACUGACAGCUGUUUUAGCAUUUGAAGACCACAGAAAAUGUCAUCCCCAUUAAUCUUUUCAAAAUUUACAUUCAGUUAAAUAUAAACAGUUACUAUUUUUACCCGCAACAUUCCACAUUCUAAUAUAAGUCCGACUGAUAUUAUUGUUCAAGGGACUUGCAUUAUUUCAUUUCACUUUUGAGAGUGUUUAUCAAAAUCUGUGUGGUUUUCUUUUUUAAAAAAAAAAAGUGGAAAUGCUUUUUGUUGGUAUAUUAGGUAGUGAAUAGGAAAAGUGAUAGCCAGCUUUAAUAAAUCUUGUGUUUUCUCUGAGUCCUUGUUUUUCUGUCCUAUUUUAAUAGGAACCCAACUCUUGCUCUUCCGACCAGUAUUAUUUUUCCUGGGCUCUUGCUUGCAAUUGAAUUUAGUACUUUUUCAUACAUCUCCAGUAUAAGCAAAAGCAACAUUUGAACCAUACAUUGUAAAUAGUUUUCUUUUUUAUGUUUGUACUUCAGCUCUAAUCCUAGACCAAUUACUAACAUACAAUUGGACUUGCUUCAAAGUAUCCUGCCUAGAAUUGGAGCAUACAUCUUGAGAUUGGUUUCAUCCUAGGACUGUGCUUUUGAUGUACCUUCACAUAGCUAAUAUGAGUAGCGGUUUGUGCGUAAAAUCUGUUUUAUAUUGUUAUUAACAGCUUACAUAUAUGUGAAUUCAAGUUAUUAUAGUGUCAAACCAAUAAACCAAACCAAUCGAGUAAA
Messenger RNA from Protobothrops mucrosquamatus (brown spotted pit viper), 4019 nucleotides. It is a transcript of the gene MATR3, whose product is annotated as matrin 3. NCBI's taxonomy places the organism in Eukaryota, Metazoa, Chordata, Lepidosauria, Squamata, Viperidae. Gene Ontology annotation, cellular component: nucleus. The transcript has 16 exons. The coding region runs from base 427 to 3069 and encodes 880 amino acids. The record is from RefSeq and is a predicted model, not a curated record. Gene Ontology annotation, molecular function: RNA binding; zinc ion binding.